CGGAGCGAAAGGGAUGGAGGGAAACAAUAAAGUCCGGGAUCGCUGUGGAGUCUGAGUUUUUCGCAAGUACUCAGCAGAGGCCUCCGGACCCGAACUGCUUGCUCCGGACCCCGCAUUGGCGGCGGGCCUGGCUGCGGUUGCGAGGCAAUGAGAAGGGAGGAUCGGCCGAUUGGAAACCGGAGUUAAACUUCGCAUCAGGAUCUGGAGGAGUUGCCCAGUCUGUUGCGACCUGACUGCCAGCGGGCUUUGGGACAUGGAAGGCGCAAGCGCCAUUGAGGGCGGAGAGAAACCGUACGCAUGCAGGCUGAACUUCGGCCAGCCGCCCGAGCUCAGGAGCCACCGGUGCAGUCGGCCCGGGGAGAAACCGUGGAAAUGCGGGGACUGCGGGGCAGGGUUCCGCUGCUCGUCGGAACGGGAGGCACACCGGCGGGGUCACACCGGCGAGAGGCCGUUCACCUGCCCUGAGUGCGGGAAGGGAUUCACCCGCACGUCCACCCUGCUGAGGCACCGGCGGGUUCACACAGCGGAGCGGCCUUUUGAAUGCCCGCUCUGUGGCAAGCACUUCAAGAGCCCCAGCGAGCUGAUCUUCCACCAGCGCGCUCACACCGACGAGAGGCCCUUUAAGUGCCCGGACUGCGGCAAGUGCUACAAAAGCUCCAGCAACCUGAUGUCCCACCGACGCCUGCAUGGAGAGGAGCGACCUUUCACCUGCCCCGACUGCGGGAAGAGUUUCAAAAGUUCCAGCACUCUGGUGUCCCACAAACGCGUUCACACCGACGAGAGGCCCUUUGAAUGCCUGGAUUGUGUGAAGAGCUUCAAAAGCUCCAGGGAACUGACGCGCCACCGACUCGUCCACACCGAGGAGAGACCCUUCAAGUGCCCGGACUGUGGCAAGUGCUACAAAAGCACCAGCAACCUCCUGUCCCACCAGCGCGUUCACUCGGAGGACAGACCCUUCAAGUGCCCGGAGUGCGGGAAGUGCUUUAAGAGCUCCAGGGAUUUGACGUCCCACCGGCGGGUGCACUCGGACGAGAGACCCUACCGAUGCUCGGACUGUGGGAAACGCUUCAAGAGCCCGGGGGAGCUGAUCCUCCACCAGCGCGCCCACACCAGCGAGAGGCCGUUCCGGUGCUCUCACUGCGGCACUGGGUUCAGGCGCUCGUCCCAGCUCACGACGCACCGGCGGGUUCACACCGGGGAGAGGCCGUUCCUCUGCUCUGAGUGCGGGAUGGGAUUCACGCGCACGGCUUACCUGCUGAGACAUCAGCAGGUUCACAAGUGACCACACCCGUCUAGAUUUGCUGUUAAACCCGUCCAGAAGGGCCACUGUGACGGUCGGGUUCCUUUCUCCUAAUGAAUGCCAGACCGGUUUUGAGGUGUUAAUAUUCUGAAUGACACUGAAAUAAAUCAGCGUUGUGAUAUAAUCCAACGUUGCGUUGAAUCUUUUUAAUAUCUUGAACGUGAGUCGGUGUGAACGAAAUAGAAAAGAAAUUUUCCUCAUCCCACCAUCGGUUCAUCAGGUGUUCCUUCCUAGAAACUGAGUGGUGACCUUAUAGAGUUUUAUAAAAUCACAAGGGGUACGAAUAGGGUGAAUAACCAAUGUCUUUCUCCCCAAGGUAGGGGGGAGUCUAAGAUGAGAGGGCAUAGGUUUAAGGUGAGAACAGAGAGGUUUAAAAGGGACCUGAGCGGUACGUUUUUGAAGGUGAGGGAGAUAUUU
Messenger RNA from Chiloscyllium plagiosum (whitespotted bambooshark), 1717 nucleotides. The record is from RefSeq and is a predicted model, not a curated record. Lineage: Eukaryota; Metazoa; Chordata; Chondrichthyes; Orectolobiformes; Hemiscylliidae.